Molecule: messenger RNA, 1176 nt
Organism: Culex quinquefasciatus (southern house mosquito)
Lineage: Eukaryota; Metazoa; Arthropoda; Insecta; Diptera; Culicidae
Gene: Sfxn2
Product: sideroflexin-2
Exons: 6
Coding region: 157-1122 (321 amino acids)
Biological process (GO): serine import into mitochondrion; monoatomic ion transport
Cellular component (GO): mitochondrial inner membrane
Molecular function (GO): monoatomic ion transmembrane transporter activity
Source: RefSeq, a predicted model, not a curated record
GUUUAACGGUUUAACUCCAUGUUGCAGCUUUGACAGCUCGAUACGUUGUGGAAGUUUUGCACAGUGUAUAGUCCAGCUUGUUUCAAAGAACGUUUGGAAUUUUUUGCAGAGUUAUAUGUUUUAAAAUAACGAUCUGAACGAUCUUACAACAGGACGAUGGUUAUUGAUGCCGACGUUGAGAACCAACCAUGGGAUUUGAAAACGUUUUCCGGACGUUUUAAAUACUUUUUGUGGGUAACGGAUCCAAGAACCUGUUUAACGCCGGAAGAGGAACUGAUGCAGGCUAGACAAUUGAUUUUAAAUAUCGGAAACGGAAAAAAAUCAUCACUAUCAGAAAAUGAAAUAAAUUUCGCCAGAAAACUUUACGAAAGUGCAUUUCACCCCGAUACCGGUGACCUGCAAAAUAUUUUUGGACGUAUGAGUUUUCAAAUGCCCGGAGGUAUGGCAAUAACUGGUGCUAUGUUACAGUGGUACAGAUCAAAUACUGCUGUAAUCUUUUGGCAAUGGGUUAAUCAGUCCUUCAACGCAUUAGUCAACUACACCAAUCGAAAUGCAAAUUCGUCAUUGUCUACAACCCAAUUAUUCAUAUCCUACGUAUCAGCUACAAGUGCAGCUCUUGUAGCAGCGGUAGGAUACAAAAAAUAUUUGACCAAAACAGCCAGCCCGUUUUUUCAGCGAUAUGUUCCUUUUGUUGCGGUGGCAGUGGCGAACUGUAUAAAUAUUCCACUAAUGCGACAAAAUGAAAUUCUUUAUGGAAUUCAUAUUCACGACGAAGAAGGAAACAUUGUUGGCAAAAGUAGAUUGGCUGCUGUCAAAGGGAUUUGUCAGGUCGUUUUGUCUCGAAUUGUUAUGUGUGCUCCAGGAAUGCUAGUUUUACCCAUGAUAAUGGAAUCUCUGGAAAAAUUUAAGGCAUUUCGACGAAUCUCAUAUCUUCAUGGCCCAUUUCAAGUUGUAGCUGUUGGAUGUUUCCUCACAGUCAUGGUACCUACUGCCUGUGCCCUCUUUCCGCAAACGGCUUCUUUGGAUACGAAAACAAUGAAGAUAUUUGAACCUCAAUUUUAUGAAGAUCUUAGGAAAUAUGAAAAUAUUCCGCAGAAAAUCUAUUUUAAUAAAGGGCUAUAGAAAUAAAAUUUCAAGUCAUGGAGAUGUAAUUUAAAAUAAAGUGGUAAAUGUGGA